AUCUCAAUGUCAGGUAAGAACCGCCGAGUGUCUUUAUCUUAUCUUCACAAUUUUUAUCAGAUUCAAAGUAACCAUUUUUGAAUGUUCGCCUAUAUUAAACCUGUAUACUGAGUAUUUUAGCGUGAGUAGUGAAAUCGACAACACGUUACGAUGAAUAAAUUAAUCGGAGUCAGGUAUUUUUCUAAUAGUAUGGUAUUAAAUGCUAUUAAAUCAGUGACUGUGGUUGGAGGUGGUCUAAUGGGAAAUGGAAUUGCUCAGGUUGCUGCUCAGGCUGGUCAGAAUGUGACAAUUGUAGAUCUCAACCCUGAUAUACUAGCAAAGAGUACAAAGUCCAUAGAGAACAACUUGAAGAGGGUUGCCAAGAAAACUUACAAGGAUGAUGUUGCCAAAGCGGAGAGCUUUGUUAAGGAUUGUUUGGAAAGAGUCAAGGUUUCUACGAAGGUGGAAGAUGGCGUUAAUGUCGAUCUUAUUAUUGAAGCUAUUGUAGAGAAACUGGAUGUAAAGCAGGAAUUGUUUAAUAAGCUGGAUAAGUUAGCUCCAGAGCACACAAUCUUAGCCACAAACACAUCAUCAAUAUCAAUUAAUGAAAUAGGAGCCGGAAUCAAUAGAAAAGAUCGAUAUGGAGGUCUCCACUUCUUCAACCCUGUGCCCGUGAUGCGAUUGCUAGAAGUAAUCAAGGGUGACCAUAUAUCUGAAGAGACAUACCAGGCAAUGAUGGAAUGGGGCAAGUCUAUUGGCAAGACAUGUAUCACUUGCAAGGAUACCCCAGGAUUUGUGGUGAACAGAUUGUUGGGACCAUACAGCGCUGAAGCGUUGAGGAUGUACGAAAGAGGAGACGCAUCAAAAGAGGAUAUUGAUAUUGGUAUGAAGUUGGGCGCAGGGUAUCCUAUGGGACCAUUCGAACUCGCCGACUACACGGGACUCGACACUAAUAAGUUUGCGUUGCAAGUUAUGUUCGAGAAGACAAAGAACCCAGUGUUCGCGCCGAUACCCCUCCUUGAUAGAAUGGUCCAAGAGGGCAAGCUUGGGAUCAAAACUGGCGAGGGGUUCUAUAAAUAUAAAAAGUAAUUGUCGAAUGGUUAAGGGAAGAGCAGAGUGCUAUUUUGAUAUUUUAUGGUGACUUGUUUGGGGGUUAAAGACUUAUUUUUUUACAAUAAAGGUUUUUGUACUA
Leptidea sinapis is the source of this 1171-nucleotide messenger RNA. RefSeq names its product probable 3-hydroxyacyl-CoA dehydrogenase B0272.3. Bases 151 to 1068 code for a protein of 305 amino acids. Lineage: Eukaryota; Metazoa; Arthropoda; Insecta; Lepidoptera; Pieridae. The transcript has 5 exons. Gene Ontology annotation, cellular component: mitochondrion. Gene Ontology annotation, molecular function: NAD+ binding; (3S)-3-hydroxyacyl-CoA dehydrogenase (NAD+) activity. The record is from RefSeq and is a predicted model, not a curated record. Gene Ontology annotation, biological process: fatty acid beta-oxidation.